AUGGCCGACGAAGCUGAAUCCUCCGGCGCCUCUAAUAACGAGCGCUUGAUUGCGGCCGCGCGCGAGGAUAACGAGGAUCUUCUGCUCGAGAUCUUCGAUGCUGGGGGCUUCGACAUCAACCACCAAGACAGUCUUGGCAACACAGCACUGCACUACGCCGCAAAGCUCGGUAACACGGACGUUCUUGAACAUAUCCUGUCGCACGAAGAGUGCGAUGUAGACCCGCUCAAUCGGCUUGACAAACAAACACCACUACACCUCGCCGCGCAGAUCGAGGAGCAGGAGAUGCGGAAGUUUGUUGUAGAGGAGCUCUUAGAGGCCGGCGCUGAUACCACGAUCAAGGACAAGCACGGCCAACUCGCUCUUUAUUACGUUCCUCACGAUGACACCGAGACGCGCGGAUUAUUCCGCAAGGCGCAAGCACAGGCGUCAAUCUCUAAGGAUGAUAUUGCUGACGAUGACGAUGAUGGCGAGCCCGGGUCGGGCUCUGGCUCUGGCUCCGACGAUGAAUAG
Molecule: messenger RNA, 513 nt
Organism: Peniophora sp. CBMAI 1063
Lineage: Eukaryota; Fungi; Basidiomycota; Agaricomycetes; Russulales; Peniophoraceae
Source: the annotation of a GenBank genome assembly